AUGUGCAUACUGGCCAGGUAUCAUUUGCUCCCUUCUUCUCUGGUUUUGCUCAUUUUGCUUGUCGCCUGCACUAUGGGCUGUAUUCAGAGCAUCGCAUGCAAGCCCCGCAUCAGACGGGAGAACAUUGUGGUGUAUGAGGUGUCAGCCUCUAUUGACCAGUGUCCCACCAUCAUUGAGGAGAACUCACCAAUUGUGCUCCGUUACAAGACGCCUUACUUCAGGGCAUCAGCAGGGGUUGUGAUGCCACCGGUGCCCCGCAAUGAAACCUGGGUCGUGGGCUGGAUCCAGGCUUGCACCCAAAUGGAGUUCUACAACACCUAUGGUGAUAUUGGCAUGUCCAGCUGGGAGUUACCAGAACUGCGAGAGGGUCGGGUCAAGGCCAUCAGUGACUCUGAUGGCGUCAGCUACCCUUGGUACGGCAACACCACUGAAACAGUCACGCUGACCGGACCCACGUCCAAACCGUCCCGUCUGACGGUCAGCAUGAACGACAACUUCUACCCCAGUGUGACAUGGGCCGUGCCCAUCAGCAACAGCAACACGCCCAUGCUGACCCACAUCACCAGGGACCAGAGCUUCAUCACCUGGCUGGUGGCCAUGAACUCUGUCACCAAGGAGCGCAUUGUGUUGCAGACGGUGCGAUGGCGGAUGCGGGUGGACAUUGCCGUGGACCCUGACAUGCCUCUGGGCUCUCGGGCCUCGUUGGUGGGUCGUCCCUACCAGGAGCAACCGCACAUCCUCAACUACCAGGAGCCCAUCCCUCCCAACGCACUGGGGAGGCCCAACGCCAACGAUGCCCAAGUGCUAAUGUGGAGGCCACGGAGAGGGGCGCCACUCGUAGUCAUACCGCCAAAAUAAGAGCAAAACAGUAACAGACAAAAGUAAAAUUGUUCCCUCUUGCAAAAAAAAAGGGGUUUGAAGGGGAUGGAGUCAUGAAGCCUAUCAGAGAAGAGAGAACUGAUGGUUUCCCCGCGUUCAAGAUGCCAGAGGCUCAUUAAUCCCUGAAAGAUUUAAGUGGACCAUUUAAACAAGACAGAGUGGAUAUUACAUCUUGGAUGUGACACAGCGCAGUUUCAGAAUGAAAGUCUCCUACAAACUAGUGUCAAGUGCCGAGGUUGCAUCAAGGCUUUUUGGCCCCGGACAAGUUUUGGACUACAUUAAAGAGUUCUGCCUGCUUUUUUAGCAAAGAAGGAACACUGUUUUUAGACGUACCACAAGAGGUAUUAGAACACCACGAGAACUGCAUCCUGCAUCCUUAUGUAGAUCUUAUUGCAUGAGAGAGUGAGAAAGACAAGAAAAACUGUCCUUGGGAAGUUUAAGAAUAGCAUUUGUUUUUGUAUAACUUGAUACCUGAAGACAUUUUGAUUGAACAGUCAGCCAAAUAAAACCCUGCGGGCUGGUUAAACCUCGUCAGUGCCAACAAAGGCCUUCAGCACACUCAGUACCAGAGUUAAAGGAUGUAUUCAGAGAAUUUUAAAAGAGACAAAGUAUUAUAUGAAUCUUUUUAGGUUAAGAUUAACUCAUACAUCAAUCAGAUUGUAUUAAGAGCACCCACCUUGCAUAAAAGUCUGGAAGAAAAACAAAUCUGCUGGAGUUUUCACUGGAGUUUUGCUAAUACACCAAACACCUAUUUUCAACUACCAUUGUGCAGCUGAUAUUUUAUUCAGAUGGGUUACAAGCUAUCUGAGAGAGGAGUUGGACCUGUUACCACAUUAAAUAAAUCAUGUCAGUCAUGCAUUCAAUAAGUGCGGUGUAAAUGACUUGGAAUAGUGCCAUACAACAAAUUUAAAACAAGAGGGUGGUACAGUAGCUGGAAUGGGGCCGAAUUGUACGCAGACCCAUGGUGGAUUUGAUGUGGCACUAAUCAGGCCAUGUUGCACUACCGAGUUACAUAAAUCUUACUACAAUCAGGGAAUCCAAAUGUACUCUUAAUAGUUUCCUUGGUGUGGAAUUAAACCAGACUGCAUUUUGAAAAUGAAUGAAAUAGUCCCAUUAUUUAACACUUGGUUUGUAUGAGGUCAUAUCACAGCUUCACCUCACAUCGUUAAAGAAUAUCAUUUUGCAGCAUUCUUCUGCAGAUAAUCACGGAUGAAGGUUUCCUAUGUCAUGGCUGUGGUCCGUCCAGUAGCUCACGCUGGGCUCGGUCCAAGUCCCUGCCUGCCACGCCACACAGGAGUCACAUGACUCAUCCUCCAUCUGUGCUUCUUUCCAGGUUGACGCCUCACCUUCCUCAAUCUGCCUGCUCAUUUUCUCCCCUGUCUGUCCCCCUCAUCACACACACCAUCUCCGUGCAAAUACACCCAUUUGCUCUGCAACUAUGCAAAGACUAUCUGUAACUGUAAACACCACCAGAGGGAGAAACACUGGGGAAAAAAUAGGAAAAAUGUGUAUUUUUGUUCAUUUGCCUCAAUUUCUUUUUUUAUUUGUCA
Centropristis striata (black sea bass) is the source of this 2429-nucleotide messenger RNA. RefSeq names its product family with sequence similarity 78 member Ba (gene fam78ba). The record is from RefSeq and is a predicted model, not a curated record. The transcript has 3 exons. The coding region runs from base 1 to 858 and encodes 285 amino acids. Lineage: Eukaryota; Metazoa; Chordata; Actinopteri; Perciformes; Serranidae.